Alternaria arbusti is the source of this 501-nucleotide messenger RNA. RefSeq lists its product as uncharacterized. Bases 1 to 501 code for a protein of 166 amino acids. The transcript is spliced from 2 exons. Lineage: Eukaryota; Fungi; Ascomycota; Dothideomycetes; Pleosporales; Pleosporaceae. The record is from RefSeq and is a predicted model, not a curated record.
AUGCAAAAAGAUGCGACGAAGCCAUCGCAGGCCAUGGCCACGGAAGACGCAGAUGGGAAGCUGACUUGGAAGAAUGGGUUUAAGGAGGGUGACUCGAACGCCUCUGGCACCUACGAUGUAUGCGCAUCCGAUGGCACAGAAUGCGACGUACCCCAGCCCAACAGAAAGUACCCCAAGCCCGGAUCAAAGCCAGAGGCACCGGCUAGUUCCAAGCCCAGCAAACGCAUGGCCUUCUCCAUCGCCAUGAUCACGCACUACUACGGCCACGGCACAUCUGUAAGCUUCAAUCACGAGUGGAAGUUCUACACCACCAGCGUCGGCAAGGCCGUGGGCAGUUGCGGCGAGACUGACGGCAAAGAAAUCGUUGCGGAUACCGAUGAGACACCUCGUGCCAGUUCCGAUAGCAAGACGCCGUUCCCUGGCGGCAUCUUCAAGCUUGACAUUGAGGGUGAGGCGUGCACGAGGACUGUUCUGUCCGCCGAGGGAGAUUACCUGUCGUGA